AUGGACAGCUGCCUGGAUUCUGGGAUCCACACCUUUGAUUUCCACUUCAGCUUUCCUCCAGAGGUUCCCUCCACAUUCACCAGCAAAGCUGGCUGCAUCUCCUAUUUCAUGCAAGGGAUUUGCUGCAGACACAGUACUGUCUUAGCUGAAGAGUUGAGAUAUUUACUCUUGCAAGUAAUCAGUGAAGCUAGGACUGAUGUCGAUUACCUCUGCUGCUUCAUCCAAGGCUCUGUGAUCCUUUGCAUCUCCCUGAAGAAAAAUGUAUUUUUCCCUGGUGCAACUAGUGUCUUCACAACAGAUAUUGCCAACAGGACAUGCAAUUACAUUAGAAAGCUGGUAGGAACCUCUAACCUUCCAUGUGCCAUGUCCACCAUCUUUGGCAAGGUGCCUAUCAUCAUAGCAGCCAUACCAGAGCGUUUGUGCAGCAGAGCAUCAUGA
Messenger RNA from Lagopus leucura (white-tailed ptarmigan), 438 nucleotides. RefSeq names its product arrestin domain containing 5 (gene ARRDC5). The transcript is spliced from 4 exons. NCBI's taxonomy places the organism in Eukaryota, Metazoa, Chordata, Aves, Galliformes, Phasianidae. The record is from RefSeq and is a predicted model, not a curated record. Bases 1 to 438 code for a protein of 145 amino acids.